Argiope bruennichi is the source of this 8151-nucleotide messenger RNA. Its product is annotated as inactive tyrosine-protein kinase transmembrane receptor ROR1-like. Gene Ontology annotation, biological process: cell surface receptor protein tyrosine kinase signaling pathway; protein phosphorylation; multicellular organism development. Gene Ontology annotation, cellular component: signaling receptor complex. Gene Ontology annotation, molecular function: ATP binding; protein binding; transmembrane receptor protein tyrosine kinase activity. The transcript is spliced from 11 exons. Bases 1405 to 4179 code for a protein of 924 amino acids. Lineage: Eukaryota; Metazoa; Arthropoda; Arachnida; Araneae; Araneidae. The record is from RefSeq and is a predicted model, not a curated record.
CGAUCUCGAUGCUUGGAAUCUGGCAUUCCUCCAAAGAAUUUAGAGUUCCAACGUUCGGAAGAUGUGAUGUGCUCCCCGUUAUCACCACCAAUGUUUGUGGAGCCGGGUGAGUACGGAACACGUGUCCCCCGGCUACGUAGUGGCAGACGACAAUUAAACUUUUAAAAAAGAGUAUUAUAAUUUUUUUUUUUACACGGCUGAUAUGACAUCUAAUUAAAAAGUUUUUAAGAUGUUUUAUUUUUUAAGAACUAAGACGGAAAUGCAUAUAGUGCGGUAAAAUAAGAGAAGAAAAAAUGUUUUACUUGCUAAAUUUUCGAAAAGGGAAAUUCUAAAAGAAGAAACUACUUGUUUGAUAAACUUUUUUCGGAGCAGACGAUAAAACUUUUUUUUAUUUUAUUUUUUCACUAGAAACUGAAUAAAUAAACUGAAGUGGUUUGAACAAAAUGAUGAAAAUCUAUAAUCAAGGUCUGUAAGAAGUAAAGAAUUAGCAGCUUUUACAUAUAUAUCACAUGCUUUUUUCCCCUACAUUUUUGUUUUUAAUGGAAACAAAAUUUCCCGAAAGUGGUAAUAUUUGUUAUUUAUUAAAAAAUAAAUGCAAAAGAAAGUUCCAGUCGAUAUGAUGGCAUAAAAUAUUAUCAUCAGAAAUUAAAUAAUAUUUUUUGUUAUAAAUCAUUAAAAAAAGAAGAAACAGUUUAUUCUUACUUUUAAUAAAUUAGAGUGGCAAGCAGCAAAGAACAAUUUAUAAAAACUGUCAAACAAUAUUAGCAUUGAUUUCAACUAAUAUGAACUUUUUUCAAUUAAAAAGAAAUAGUAUUCAGUUUAUAAGGGACAGUAUUCAUUGCCGUACUUUGGAUAAAAGAAAGCAAAAUUUUGAAAAGUUACGGAUUGAUUGCAUCUGCCAAGACCUAUAUGAAGAAAUAUAAUAUCUCCAUAAAAUGAAUACAGUAUAAAGUGAUUUAUUGCAACAAUUGUUUUGAACUUUACUAGUUCAAAAAGUUUGCAAUGAAACAGCCACUCCGUUAUAUUCAAAAUUUUGGUAAAAACCACAAUAGAAAUUUAUAUCACACAAUGCAUAAAUCCUAUCACACAUUUUAUUUUCGCCAGCAAUAUAUAUGAUAUUUUUACUGUGGAAGAAUUGAUGAACCAACGUCAAUUUUGUGAAUGGAAAGAUUGGAGAAAGUGUCACGUCAAUAUGGAGCGAUUUUCCAAAAAAACAUAAACAGUGCUUCAUAAACUAUUUUAUGCAUUGCUCGAAUUUGAUAUUAUGUGCUGUAUGGAUGGAUUAUAAGAAACGAUCAAAAUAAUAAUUUACAAGACAAAAUAGCUCAUCUGUUUUCAGAUGUUCGUACACGGAAACAUUUUUGAAACAAGUAGUUCUUGUGCGACAACGUUUUAUAAUAAACAAUGAUUAUUCCCAGAAUAAAAUUUAGAGUUGCCAUCUGCUUUGCUUUGAUGGUAACAACUUUGAAUUUUUACGCCAGAGGUACAGAAUUUUUUCCAGAUUCUUUCAGAAAUAUUUCAGAUUCUUUUGAUCUGGAACUGGGCGAAGAAGAAGAAUCUCCUCAAAAUGCGGUCCCCAUUCUAGGGAAGAUGGUGGACUUCGGAGAUUCAAAAAGAGAGGAAACAGCCAAUGAAAAGAAGAAGAACCACAAAGAAGAUAAAAGAGGUGAUUUUAAUUCUAAAGGAACAAGCAACAGUGCCGAAUCUAGUUUUCUGGUCAUUGAGAAGAGCUUAACAAACCUGACGAAAUUGUCCGGAGAGACCGUGCGCAUGAAAUGCGAAGUGAGGGGUCGGCCUGUCCCCAAAAUCCGCUGGUACAAGAAUGAAGCUCCCUUGGAACCCGAGAGGGGGAAGGUUGACGUUCGGAAAUUCAGUUCUGGUUACGGAAAAAUUGGAUCUCGACUGCGGAUCCUGCACGUCGACAUUCACGAUACCGGCUAUUACAAAUGUGAAGCUACCAACGACAAGCACACUGUCGAAACUACAGGGAUACUCAUGGUGAAAGCAGGUCGCAUGCAGUCACCCUCCAUCAUUCCGAAUUUCCCGCCUCCGUUUCCUCAUUUCCCAGCUUUAGGAGGAAGAUUACCUGAAUUCGAACAAAGUGACUUGGGUUUUUGCCAACAUUACCGCGGUGUGGCUUGUUCGCAACUGAUAGGAAACAGAACGGUUUAUGUUAAAGCAUCGAUGACUCUCAACCAGAUGGAAGAGAAAUUGGCUGCCAUACUCACCAUUUUGGCGACAGGAAAGGAGAUGAGCCCGGAAUGUCACAAGUACGCCGUUCCUUUCUUCUGCUACGUCAUGUUUCCACCUUGCGACGACACCAUUCCAUAUCCAGUUCCCAGACAUGUGUGCCGUGACGACUGCGACACUCUCGAGGCAUCCACCUGCAAGCAUGAAAUGACGACAGCAAGGAAACACCCACUGCUGGCCAAUCAGGACCUUGUUCCAGAUUGUGAAGAGUUACCGUCUCCAAAUCUUCAAGAACCUUCUGGGACUUUCGUUGUUGGAAAAGACCACCAAGGGAGUUGCAUCAGCCUCAGUGUGCCACGAGUCAUUCAAGUUGACCAUGAUGCCACUUGCUUCGAAGGGAAAGGGGAGAGCUACCGCGGUCCGGUGUCCCACACUCUAUCUUCCCACCAAUGCCAGAGCUGGAGUCCGAUGAUGGACAACGAAGAGGUCAUGGGUGGACACAACUACUGCAGAAAUCCAGGAGGUAUUGAGAUGCAGCCCUGGUGUUUCAUUGCAGACCCUCACAUUAAGAGAGAAAUAUGCGACAUUCCACGUUGUGCUGAAUAUUCUUGGUUGUACAUCUUCCUGCCGUCUUUGGUGGCUGCCAUUCUCAUGGGGGUUCUCCUGGUACUUUGGUGCAAGAGACAGCGCAGGAAGACGUGCGCGUCCAAGUUGUCGCCACACAGUACCUCAGCGCAGCUCAUCCCUAUCCAUCAUCAAAGCUCCAUACACUCGCAUCCUCAACAGAUCGAACUCCAAAAGUUCAUGCCCAGAAUUCCUCUUGGAAUUCACGAAGUGUCACCGCAAUCCAUUCACUUUCUACACGAGCUCGGAGAUGGAAUCUUUGGAAAAGUGUUCAGGGGAGAAAUGCACCAUCCUCGUUCAGCUUCCGGAACUGCAGUCGUGUCUCCAGUAGCCAUCAAAACUCUCAAAGAAGGUGCAUCUACCACCACAAGACAGGAGUUCUGUAGAGAAGUGGAGACCGUGGCUGUUCUGCAACAUCCCAAUGUCGUCUGUCUGGUUGCAGUGUGCCUGAGAGAAGAACCCCUCUGUAUGCUUUUCGAGUACAUGUUCCAGUGCGAUUUGCACGAGUUCCUGCUUGUCCAUUCCCCUCAUUCGGACAUCUCAGCUCGAAGUGAUGACGGCACACCACAGAUUCUUGAGCUGUCGGAUUUCUUGGCGAUAUCGAUGCAGAUUGCUUCAGGAAUGGAGUAUCUAUCCAGCAAACGCUAUGUGCACCGCGACUUGGCAGCCCGAAACUGUUUGGUUUCAGUCGACGCAGCCCCAACGAGCUUAUCCCAGUCUUGCAUCAACAAUUCCUCCCUGAUGGACAACAUCCUAGUCAAGAUCUCGGACCUUGGAGUGAGCCGCAACAGCUGCGCUAACGAGUACUUCCGGAUCAGAAACACCUUACUUCCUGUCAGAUGGAUGGCCCCUGAAUCCCUGCUUUACGGAACCUUCACCACUGAAAGCGACGUAUGGUCAUUCGGUAUCCUAUUAUGGGAGAUUUUCAGCUAUGGCAUAAGACCAUACUUCAAUUGUGACAAUCAGGAGGUAAUAGACCUCAUCUGCACUCACCAGCUACUUCCCAGGCCAGACUACUGUCCACCAUACAUCUAUGCCAUCAUGAAUGAUUGCUGGCACGAUACUCCAUCGCACAGACCAAACUUCAAGGAGAUCUACAACAGACUUUGUUCAGUGCAGACAAUACACGAGAGGACAUUCAGUAUAAGUCACUCUGUGCUGACCCACAACAGUAGUCACCAGAGCAGCACGGGACCCAGUAACAAGACUUUGUCCACCAAUCUUAGUUGUGGCACAGGAAAUAUUCUGGUCAACGGUGCGGCAGUGAGGCAGAAUGGUGCUUUCCCUUUUUGUUCAUCGACAGCUGGAUUUGUUUCCUCCAAAAUGAUACCUGCACACAGAACUCACCAGUGCGAGCAAGUUUGAGCUUCAGACGACGUCUUCAUGCUGACCAAAUGAACAAUCUGGUUACCUUUUCCUUUUGAUUUGCUUCAAUAUUUUCAGUAAAGCAGGGUUCACACGAGACCAACUGUUUAGCGCAAUGGAAGGUUACGCCAAUUUCAGGAAGAUCACGUGACCACAAUGGGACAAGGGCAAAUACUUGUCCGGAUGAGGCAAACAUUUGCCAUUGUCCAAUUGGGGACACGUGAUGUUCCUGAGGCAAGUGUGGUCUUCCAUUGCGCCCAGUAAUUGGCCUCGUGUGAAUGCUGCUUAGGUUUGAUUACCUUUAGAAGUAACAAGCAGUUGUAUGAGCUGUUGAUAUCAGCAAUUUAAUUAGCAAAUCCAGUUUCCACAAGCAAGAUCAAGCAAUUACCAGCUUUCAGUUUAAGGGUAACAUUGGACCAGGUAGAAUUUAAAUGUUUAGCUGAAAGAACUCCAUGCUUCUAUACUGGUUUCCAUGUCCAAGUUGUGUAUUAAUUUAGAAUUGAUAAUGUAGGGUUUGACACAUUAGAGGUAAUGGCACUAAUUUAAAAUUAAAGAUAGUAAUUGUCAGUGCAUCCAUCCAAGCUUUUAAAUAAAUCAUGAAAUUCGCCGUUUAUGAAUCGAUCAAUUUAAAAUUAGUUUUUUUGCAAGCGCCAUUUUCGGACUAGUGUGUCACCUACAUAUUUUAAAGAAUUGUGCAAAUUUGAUGUGCUAUGGUUCUAUGUAAGAUAUUUGUAUCCCUUCUUGCUACAAUACCACAUGUAAUGAAAACGAAUACUGAUAGUUUUGUAAAUUUCCAGAAUAACUUUUACUUGAGAAUUUAAAAUUUAAAAUUAAUUUUUUAAAACAAUCUUCAUAAUACCAAUAAUGCAAGAGAUAAUUUUCACACAUAUGUCAAGACAAUUAUUGUAAAUUCUUUUUUAUUAACUUUUGUUUCCUAUAGGUAUGAUAAUAUCACACAAAAUAGCUACUGAAAUCCUCGUUUAAUCUUAAAACCGCACUAUUUUCAAAUCAAUUGUUCCUAAGCAAAGUCACUUAAUCACUAACAAACAAUAAUGCCAAAUAACUCGCCUGAAGUAUCUACAUGGUGGCUUAAAAUUCACCUUACAAAGUGGUAGGGAAAGAACGAGAGUAAAAAAACAAUUUAGAAUCACAUUGAAAACUAUUGCUAAAAACGUUACAAUGAUCUCUCGCUUUAAUGCUGAAAGGUAACCAUGUCUGCACAUUACAUUCAGCAAUAAAUUCAUCUUGUUUUCUACAAUUGUCUUUUUUUUGUGGUCCAUUGGAAGUUGAAAGAAAAAUAAUUAUAUAGGAUUUUUCAUUUAUAUUUUCUAGGCGAAAAUAAUUGAAUUCUUUCUUUCUUCAUUUAUUUUUACAUAUUAGAAAUAGAUAUUAAGUCGUAUUUCUUUUUUGUUUUGAUCAAGUUUAAUUUCGCUUUCAUGAAUAAGGAAACUAGAAAUUUCGAAAAAAAAAAUGUACAUACUGAAAUUUAAGAAUUAUAUCAUUGUUAUUCAACGGUACAUACAUAAAUUAUAUGUAUUAUUGUUAAUAUACUGUAUUACCGGUAAAAAGUACAAGUAACAGUUUGCGCCUACAACUCAAAAUUCACCUUAUAACGGCCGGUAUUUCAGUCCCUAAUUAAGAAGGCAUACAUGCCGAUUUCGUCAGAAGAAUCAUUUUCAGCGUUACAAAUAUCCUUAAAAUAGGAAAAUAUCGAGGAAUAGUCACAUUUUAGUGAUUCUGACUUGUUUUUAAGCUUUCUAUAUCCCUAAAUAAUUUGCAUCCUGAAUUUUGAAACACCCUGCAUAAAUGUUAAAUAAGAGUUUAGUAGGAAAUUUCAGAGCAAACAUUAUUUUGCACAUCUUAGACUAGUCAACACACAUUGAAAAUCUUUAAGAAACACAUAAACAUUCAAUAAAUAAACUGGACUUUAUGGACUUCAAUCUCAACAUCACUUUUUUUAUCUUCUUUGUUCUAGAAAUAGGUUUAUUAUAUGUCUUAAUGCUCGUUUCUCUAUGCAUUAGAUAAGUACAUAGCUCUAUGUAUCAGUAGUUUAUAAUUUCUUAAUUGUUGCGUGUAAUUCCACAUCAUGUGUUUGUAUAUAUUGCCUAACUGCUAAUUUUUGUAUUGCAUUUUUUAGUUGGUGGCGCUAUAUAUAUGUGUUCAAUAUGAGCUUUACUUCUAUGUCUUUGUAUAAAACACUAUGUAUGGAUUAACUUUUGGUAGUUUGUUUAUAGACAAUUCUUUCUCCUAGGGCUUGUGAUUGUUUAGUAAGUGUUUUUCUUGGAUACUUAACUUAAAACUGAUGUGAAAUACAUCAGCUUAAAUAAAAAAUAAAUAUUUCCUGAACAAAACUGGACUAUAAUCUUGUGUAUCAGCAAUAACUAACGAAGCCUAUAUAAAAUACAGUGGUAUUUAUGUUUAAAUCUCCACUUGUAGACCUGGCAACACUAUAUAUAUAUUAUUCUGAAAGUGUUUGUUUUUUGUGUUGUGAAUUUAAGAAUACUGAGUUCUUCGAAAGUUAAAAUGUUUAUUUUUGAUGUGAUAGAUGUAUUUGUCAAUGUGUUAAGUGCUCCAUAAUUAUAUUUGAUUUCAAUUUUGAAUAAGCCUCUUUGAUAAACCUUAUUAUCCUGUGUAUGAGCAUAGAGAAGUUUAUACAUAAUAUAUCUUAAUUUAAUUCUUAGUGAGUGUCCUUUUCACAAUUCUGAAUUUGUAUUAUUAACUCUUUGCAGCUGUAAAUUUCGUUGAUUAUAUAUAAUUUGGUUGGUACAUGAAUUUCAAAAUAUCUCAUCUCAAAAUUCUAAAUUCUUUUAAUUUGCAACAGUCGGUUCUCUGAAUUCUUUAUUUGAAUGGAUAUAAAUUUAGUUAAAUACGGUUUGUAUAUUAAUUUACAAUAUGCGAUAUCGUUAUGCUAAAUUUUAUCAAAUUUUAAAAUUUUUAAUUUACAAUUCUAAAAUUGUUUGGAAAAAAUAAGGAAUUUCUUACACAGUAUCAAAUAUUGAAAUUAAAAAAUUUUAUAAGAAGCGAUUUAAAAUUUUUAAAAUUUCCACAAGAUAUUUAGUAAGCACUAACAAAUUAAAUAAAAAUCUUUGAGUUGAAAAUAAUUGGAAAUUUUUUCCUAUUAAAACUUUAUUUAUUCCAAAAAUCAAAAUAAAACGAUGAAAAAAUAUUUUCAUUCACUAAUGAUUUGACAUACAAAAAAAAUGUCAAAUGCAUUCAUAUAUUUCCGCAAAGAAAUAAAAAAGGUUUCAAAUAAUUUUUAUAAUAAUACGUUUAUUGGCUUUGAAGUUGCUAAAAAUAAAUAAAUAGAAACAACAACAAUUAUUGUUAUGGAAACAAAAGAAUUAAAAAUGGUCAAUGAUUCGACUUGCAAAAAAUCUUAAAAUAAAUUCAUUAUUCUCAUCAAAUUCAUAAAAAAUGGCUUCUAAUAAUUUCUAAGAAGCAAUAUUAAAUUCGUCGGCUUUGUCACUAUUGAAAAAUGGAAAAAAAAUUAGAACAAUUAUUACGAAAAUGGACGAAAUAAAAAUAAACGCAGACGAUUUUUUUUUUUCUCAUAACUGAAUCAUAUUAUUGUUAUUUUAUUCAGAUAGAUCUUUGAAUUUAAAAAUUCUAUGAAAUAUUCCUAUUCUAAAACAUAAAAACAUUUUUAACAUAAAAAUAUAUUUUUUUUAAUUUUAAGAUAUUAUUUAAACAAUAGAUAAAUGAUAAAAUUCGUCUUCCUAGAAUUCAAAAUUAAAUAGAAAGUUGGCGAAUAAUUUCAGCUGCGUCUUUUUAAAAAUAGAAUUUUCGAAUUUCUUUCAUUCUCAAAACUUGUGGUAUGAAAAAUAAAGAAUAUUUAUAGUAUUGUGAAUAAUUAUGAUAAAGAAUUUGAUAAAUUGGCUGGUUUUUUGUACCUUAUGAUUUGUUAUUUUUAUCUUUAUAAAAUAUUUGAAGUCUUGUAAUUUGUAUUGUGACAGGACCAGAUGAAAAAUAACA